This is a messenger RNA of Medioppia subpectinata, 397 nucleotides long. Lineage: Eukaryota; Metazoa; Arthropoda; Arachnida; Sarcoptiformes; Oppiidae. The record is from the annotation of a GenBank genome assembly.
AAGUGAAUCAAAAAGUGAAUGAAAUUUCAGUUAUUGUUUGGGUUUUCAAUCAAUUCAUUCAAACAAUCACUUCAUUUGAUCCCAAGAUAUGACACAACAGAUGAAACACAAGAAGACAUCACUCGAGACCACAGAUGACGGCAAUGAAGACAACAUUCAACAGCCACAAAUCUAUGCAAAAGACUCUUUGGAUCGAUUCGGUGAUGAUUUGUGUGCACUUCUCUUGUCUUAUCUCCCACUCGAAGACCGAUUCCGUUGGGAAUGUGUGUCCAAACAGUUCCAGCGGACUGUCUUCUGGAGUGCUGUCGACAUCACUCUUAGCGACCGAUUUAUGCAAAGAAUAAUGACAAAUACGAAGACAAUUGGGCCAGGCGUUAAGUUUUGCAUUGAAGUGAUA